Messenger RNA from Microtus ochrogaster (prairie vole), 957 nucleotides. RefSeq names its product cancer/testis antigen 55-like. The record is from RefSeq and is a predicted model, not a curated record. Lineage: Eukaryota; Metazoa; Chordata; Mammalia; Rodentia; Cricetidae.
GGGCACACACAGGAACCUGGAAGCAGCGGAGGAGGGACCCUGUCCGAGGCUCUCCUCAAGUUGGUGGUUAGCCGUUAACUACCACCUCAGGGAGGCCGAGGAAGCAAACCUGUGGGUCAGGAGAUCUCAAGCCUCAUCAGAAAGCCGCUGGGUUGCCCAGGCCGGUGGCAACUAUGCAGAGAAUUCUGCGCGGUAUUUUAAAUUUCUUUUGGAGGCGGGCAGAAUCUGAUGGAAAACUCCAGGUUCAAGAUAACUUCAAGCUGAAGUCUGUCAGAGGAAUUGUGACCCAUCUCUGCCCCGACUAUGGCUGGAUUAAUGAAACCAUCUUCUUUAAUCCUGACAUGGUGUGUGGAAAUGUUCCAGUGAAUGUUGGAAUGAGCGUCAUUGCUCUUGUAGAAGAGGAUGAAACAACUCACGCAGUGAAAACCAUCAAAGUGAAAGCCAUGUCUGAUCCUAUCUAUGGUAUUGAACCAUCAGAAUUUGACAAAAGACUUUGCAUUAAGUGUGUGACUUAUGCAACACAGGACAACAUCUUCAUAAGCAAGGAAACAUUUUUCCCCAUGCAACUACUUUCUGGAGGAUUUUUGCCCUUUAAAGGGGACUUGUUGCUGGUUGAGUAUUCCUUGAAGCCAGGUACUUCAAACAUCACUAUUCACGCUGUGAGCCUGCUAAACUCCCAGAAUAUGGAUGAGGUCUGUGUGACCAGUAUUAAUGGAAGAACUGGCGUGGUAGACGACAUCAUCUUUUUCACCUUGGACUCUCUCCAGAAGCCUAAAGACUAUACUCCAGGGCUGUACGACAUUGUGAAUGUAGUUGCUGUGGACAGCAUUCAACCAAACUGUUCUUGGAGAGCAGUAUCAAUGGUCCCAGUGGAAAUGUGUAUUGACCAGGCCUCGUAAUUUUCCAUAAAUUUCGAAGGCUCUGAUUUAAUAAAAUAACAUGAACACAUAAUCCAAA